Naegleria fowleri is the source of this 321-nucleotide messenger RNA. RefSeq lists its product as uncharacterized. NCBI's taxonomy places the organism in Eukaryota, Heterolobosea, Eutetramitea, Acrasida, Naegleriidae. Gene Ontology annotation, biological process: mitochondrial respirasome assembly. The record is from RefSeq and is a predicted model, not a curated record. The transcript has 2 exons. Bases 1 to 321 code for a protein of 106 amino acids.
AUGUCUCUCGGAAAGUUAUUAAAUCGUUCAUCGGAAUGGAACAAUAAGGAAGAGGUUUUGAAAACCAUCUACUGGAUUAAACAAAUUUAUGCCAUUAUUAGCGGAUUAGUUUUCGGAAUUGUUCCAAUUCUAGGAUUUGUUGGAUUUGCUAGCUUUGGCGUCUCCGUUGCUCUCAUUUCAUACAGCGUGGCUUACACUGUGAUGCGAGUUUCUCAAAAUGUCAUUGAUUCGCCAAGUACUGUCAUUACUGAAGGAAUGUUUCCUGCAUUAACCCUUUUUAUUUUGACUUGGACUUGCACUUAUUCCUAUUUACAUGCAUAG